This is a messenger RNA of Mytilus trossulus (common blue mussel), 2006 nucleotides long. Its product is annotated as G-protein coupled receptor 157-like. Gene Ontology annotation, molecular function: G protein-coupled receptor activity. The record is from RefSeq and is a predicted model, not a curated record. Gene Ontology annotation, cellular component: plasma membrane. Bases 191 to 1285 code for a protein of 364 amino acids. The transcript has 5 exons. Gene Ontology annotation, biological process: adenylate cyclase-activating G protein-coupled receptor signaling pathway; cell surface receptor signaling pathway. NCBI's taxonomy places the organism in Eukaryota, Metazoa, Mollusca, Bivalvia, Mytilida, Mytilidae.
CACGUAUGUUGUAUUAUAAAGAGGGAAGUUCUAUUAUACAUGUCGCAAAAUAAGUGUCUAAACGAUUUUUGUUAAGCGAUGUAGGUUUUACGAUCCCUAGACAAAAUUUAAUUUGAGUACACAUCAAGGCAAUUAUACUCUUUGAGAAUCAAUUCGAUUUACUUCCGUAUUCAAAAUAUUGGAUUACACAAUGGCGACAUUUACAUCAUCUACACCUUUUGUAAAUUAUACAACAAAUGUAAUAUCCACGAUUGGACCUAUACCAGUUUUACCAGUUACAUACAAACCGAUAGAAGGUGGAGACAUUGCAUUAACAUUAAUUGCAAGUACAUUGUCAAUAUUCGGUGCAAUUUUAAUAUUCGUGGCAUAUUGUGUGACCGAUAGCUUCCGACCAGAAAAUGAAACCAGAAGACUAUUGAUAUAUUUAACUGUAUCAGAUUUAAUCGUUGCUUUUGGCAAUUUCGGAGGAACGAUAAGAUAUAAAGCUGUAUUUGGCGAUAAAGAAUUUUCUCUGAAUUGUACUAUGGACACUAAAUGUGAUCUAUUUUGUGUUGUUCAGAGUUUUAUUUCUGCCACAGCAUCCAUGUGGUCGUUCUUCUGGAAUACAGCAAUUGCUAUCCAUAUAUGUGUUGCUUUGGUUUACUGCCGACAUGGUUCAUGGCCUUGGAAGAUGAAAAUAUUUACUCAUUCUGUAUGUUGGUUGGUGCCUUUGAGUAUAACUAUAGCUGCCGUUAGUAACGAUGUUCUAGGGGAAGACUUUUCCCAAGGAACCGGUGCCUGGUGCUGGAUCUCUUCCUGUAUUGAUAAGAACGCCAGAACAUUAUGGAUGGUGGUUACCGGUAAAGGAUGGGAAAUCACAUGGUAUUUUGUGACUUGCAUUAUGUUCUUUUUUGUAAAAGGAUACAUGUGGAAACAGAGACGAAGACACAAUCGACGUCAUUUCAGUGAAGUAUCAGAACGACUGAGAGCCGAAGAUGAAAAUUAUCUUUACUUAUGGUUGAUCGGGUAUUGUCUCAGAAUAUGGGGAACAUGUCGAUUUUUCUUAUAUGCGUUACGACGGCAUACAGAUAAUCCACUGUCUCAUUUUGACUCUACAGAUGAUGUGUUUCUUCAUUUACAAAGUUUUGGAGACAGUGCGCAGGCGUUUUGCACGUGUAUUUUAUUUUGCUUCUUAGAUAAGACUACGAGACAUCACCUCUACAAAAAACUGUGUUGCAAAAAAUCUGAUGAAGAGGAACUAAGACCAAUUAUAAACGAAAAAACAAAUAGCAAUUAUUCUGUUUAAAAAUGAAUAACAUUUUUUUUUGGAUAUACGUUUUAGUAUGUAAUUGAUAAAUAAUAAGAAUUUUGGUUGAUCUGGUAACCAUGACGGUGACAGCUAAUGCCCCUUUAAUAAAAACUGUGUUGAUGGUAAAACUAAGUAAUAACUUUCUUUCAACUGCUGUAUGUAGUAUUUUUUUUUUAAUUGAUUGCUCAACGCUAUCCAAAAAAUCUUCAAGUGGUAUCUUUUUAAAACGUAUUAUUUUAUCUAGGCGACCUUGCGUGAGUGUAUAAGAAAUAAUUAAUUAAAAUAAUAAAAUCAAUAAAAUUGAUUACGAAAUUUUAAAAUUACUUGUAUCUAAUCAAAUGCAUGAUUUCAAAUGUAAAAUAUGAAAUAAUAUCAAAAAGGAUUGUGAUUUAAAAAAAAUGUUUUUAAAUGAGAAUAUUCAAUUCGUAGUGUCAUCGUAUCGUAAAACACGACGUUCAACGUUUAAAAUCAUGCACAAUUUCUGUAUACGAGUUAAUAAAUGAUGAUGCGUUUCGUUUUAUCUUCAUCUUCACGUAAAACAUUGAGAGAAAAAACAUGAACAAAGUAAGGAUAGAGAUAUGACGAUCUUUAGACACCUAAUUAGGUGUCCUGAAUUUAGGUCGAAAUGUGUGAUAUAUCCUAAGUUACGAUAGAUUCUAGAACACGACUUAUGAUAAAGUCUUGUCAUAAAAUGGUCUUAGGACACGUCCUAAUCCUA